AUGAGUGCCCCUCAAUCAUCAGCCUACUUUGGUGAAGGAACCGGACAAAUUUGGCUUGAUGAUGUGGCCUGUUCAGGAAAUGAGAGGUCUCUAACUCUGUGUAAGCACAAAGGAUUUGGGAAACACAACUGUGGACAUAGUGAGGAUGCUGGUGUUGUCUGUUCAGGUGUCAGAUUGGCUGGGUCUACUCCGUGCUCUGGGCGAGUUGAAAUAUAUUACAACACCUGGGGAACAGUCUGUGAUGAUGAUUGGGACUUAAACGAUGCUGAGGUGGUUUGCAGACAGUUGGGCUGUGGUACAGCACUGAGUGCCCCUCAUUCAGCCAGCUUUGGUGAAGGAACCGGAGAAAUCUGGCUCGAUAAUGUGGCCUGUUCAGGAAGUGAGGGGUCUGUAACUCUGUGUCAGCACAGAGGAUUUGGGACACACAACUGUAACCAUGGAGAGGAUGCUGGUGUGGUCUGUUCAGCACUCCUCCCAAAGCCCAGCAUCUCCAAGAAUCCUGCUGCUGAGGUUACCUGGGGUCAGAACGUCGGCAUCACUUGUUCUGUCUCAACUCAAACUCAACAGAUUUUAAGUCCAACAUUUAUUUUGAAAAAGGCUUCAAGUUCAGUUGGAGAGACCCAAACGUCAAGUACCAACUCUGCUACCUUCAACAUGCCUGAAGUCAACUUUGACAACGAAGGAUCCUACCAGUGUCAGUAUAAGAUAACAGUUGCAGGUCAAGACUUCACCUCCUCAAGUGACUCUGUCAGCCUUUCUGUUACUGUGAGCCUCCCGACACCCAGCAUAUCCAUGAAUCCUGUUGGUGAGGUUACCUGGGGUCAAGACGUUGGCAUCACUUGUUUGAUCUCAACUCAGGUUUUAGGUGGGACAUUCAUCCUGCAGCACUCCUCAGGCUCAUCCAGAAAGACAGAAACUCGUACCAACUCUGCUACCUUCAACAUUGUCCAAGUGGACUUUCACAAUGAAGGAUCGUACCAGUGUCAGUAUCAGACAAGGAGUUCAAGUCAAGACUUCAUCUCACCCCAAAGUGACUUUGUCAGACUCUCUGUUUCUGUGCCACUGCAGCAGCCCAACAUCUCCCUAACAUCUCCUAACAGGGGGCUGGUCUGGGGCCCUGAAGGUGCACAGAUCACCAGAGGUUUCAGCUUUGUCUUCACCUGCUCCACUUCCUCCCAUUAUCCUGGAGGUGUUUUCCAUCUCAUCUUCUCUGGUUCAAACCUCACCAACACAGAGCCAGUGGUCAACCAGUCAGCCUCCUUUUCCUUCCCGGUGGCUGAGUAUGAACACCGGGGCAACUACAGCUGUGUGUAUGAAGUCACACUGUCCUCGAGGAGAUUCACUUCUACACAGACAGCACCGAUUAGUGUCGUCAUUAAAAUGCAUUUGUUGCCGCUGGUCUCUUCAGUAGCUGCUGGGGGUCUGCUGCUGCUCCUGCUAGUCUUGGUGGUGGUCUGUCUGGUCUGCAAGAGAAGACGACGAGCCAAGCACACUGGAGCCCUCGUCGAAACUCAAUUGGCUGUCAGAGUCAGGAAUGCUUAUGGAGAUACCGAGUAUGAGGACGACAAGGCCGACUAUGAGAAUGUUGAUCCAAUGGACACCAAGAAGAAUCUCAAAGAGGAAGCAGGGAAAGGGGAGGAAGAGGAGACCAAUGAUUAUGUGGAGCCAGAGAGUGACGAAGGUCAUGAUUAUGAGGAAGCGGAACCAAAGGCAAGAAUUAUAAAGACCAACAAGGUCAAUUUCAGGGUAGAGGAAAACGAAGAAGAAGAUAAUGAAGAUGACUAUGAAAAUGUUGAUCCAAUGGACACCAAGAAGAAACUCAAAGAGGAAGCAGGGAAAGGGGAGGAAGAGGAGACCAAUGAUUAUGUGGAGCCAGAGAUUGACGUCAAUUUCGUCAAUUUCAGCGUAGAGGAAAACGAAGAAGAAGAAGAAGAAGAAGAAGAUAAUGAAGAUGACUAUGAAAAUGUUACAAAGCCAUUUGGUUAAGAAACUUUGGACAUUUAUGGAGAACAGGAUAUUUAUCAAAACUUUUAAGGUGUCCAAUGGUCAACAGUGUCACAGUGGUUACCGUGGAUGAAGCACUGUUUUUUUGACCCACUGCAAAGAAUUUAAAUCUUAAGGUGCUUUCACUUCUGUAGUUCGGCUAAUUUGGUCCAGACCAAGGGCAAAAAAUGAUACAUUGUAGCAUUUUUCAGCUGUUUCAGUUCCUUUUCACACCACACGGUUUGCUCUGGUCCAAAUUAGCUGAUUAGUUGGUGAAAUGAAACAAAAUGCAGCAACACAAGUCACGUGACAACAUUCAAAUCAUUGGCCAGAUGUGUCCUGGAACACAUUUCCUAAACUGCUCUUUGAUUGGUCAGAAUUAACAUGCAGGAAAAUUCCAACGGAACUCCCGGAAGUAAACAAAGAGAGGAGGAAAAGCCAGCAGACAACAUGUGUUUUUGUCUUCUAAGUUCUAUGGAGAGACAACUGCAAGGGUUGAUUGUAGCCCUGGUCAUCAUAGCACAGCACAGCUGACUAUGGCAGCUGGUUUAGUCCAAAUAUGCACAGUUUUUUCAGCAGUUGGGUCUG
Messenger RNA from Sander lucioperca (pikeperch), 2571 nucleotides. Its product is annotated as deleted in malignant brain tumors 1 protein-like. The transcript is spliced from 8 exons. NCBI's taxonomy places the organism in Eukaryota, Metazoa, Chordata, Actinopteri, Perciformes, Percidae. The coding region runs from base 1 to 1986 and encodes 661 amino acids. Gene Ontology annotation, cellular component: membrane. The record is from RefSeq and is a predicted model, not a curated record.